AUGCCCGGUGGCGGGGGGAGCCCGGCGCCCUGCAGUCUCCUGGCCGCCUCGGAGUCGCGGGGGGGCGAGGAGGCAGCGGCGGCGGGUCCCGGGUCCGGCGGCCCCGGGAGCUCCUGUGGCGGGGUCGGGGGCCUCGGUCCCGGCGGCGCCGGUAACAGCAACAGCGGCGGCCCUGGGGGCAGGAUGAGUCUUUCUCCGAAAGAGCUCUCCAGCCUGCUGGGGAUCAUCUCGGAGGAGGCCGGGGGCGGCAGUACUUUCGAGGGCCUGUCGAGUGCCUUUCAUCACUACUUCAGCAAGGCGGACCAUUUUCGCCUGGGCUCGGUGCUGGUGAUGCUGCUCCAGCAGCCAGACCUGCUGCCCAGCGCAGCGCAGCGCCUCACCGCGCUCUAUCUGCUCUGGGAGAUGUACCGCACUGAGCCCCUGGCCGCUAACCCCUUUGCAGCCAGCUUCGCCCAUCUGCUCAACCCAGCGUCCCCUGGCCGAGGGGGCCAGGAGCCGGACCGGCCCCCGCUCUCAGGAUUUUUGCCUCCUAUAACUCCACCAGAAAAGUUUUUUCUUUCCCAGCUAAUGCUGGCCCCACCAAGAGAACUCUUCAAAAAGACACCUCGACAGAUUGCCUUAAUGGAUGUAGGAAACAUGGCCCAGUCAGUGGAUAUCAGUGGGCUUCAGCUAGCAUUAGCUGAACGGCAGUCUGAAUUACCAACACAAAGCAAGGCUAGCUUCCCUAGCAUUCUCAGUGAUCCAGAUCCAGAUUCUUCAAAUUCUGGUUUUGAUAGUUCUGUUGCCUCACAGAUCACAGAAGCUUUAGUCAGUGGACCAAAGCCACCUAUUGAAAGUCACUUUCGACCAGAAUUUAUACGCCCACCACCUCCGCUACAUAUUUGUGAAGAUGAACUUGCUUGGUUAAACCCAACAGAGCCUGAUCAUUCAAUUCAGUGGGACAAAUCCAUGUGUAUUAAAAAUAGCACUGGUGUUGAAAUCAAACGUAUAAUGGCUAAAGCUUUUAAAAGUCCCUUGUCUUCUCCACAACAAACACAGCUCCUUGGGGAGUUGGAAAAAGAUCCCAAGCUCGUUUAUCAUAUUGGCCUCUCUCCUGCCAAACUGCCUGACCUUGUAGAAAAUAAUCCUCUAGUUGCUAUAGAAAUGCUAUUGAAAUUAAUGCAGUCAAGCCAGAUAACAGAGUAUUUUUCAGUCCUGGUCAACAUGGACAUGUCUUUACAUUCAAUGGAAGUUGUAAAUCGACUUACAACUGCUGUUGAUUUACCUCCUGAGUUUAUUCAUCUUUAUAUAUCAAAUUGUAUCUCUACAUGUGAGCAGAUUAAGGACAAAUACAUGCAGAAUCGUUUGGUGCGGCUUGUAUGUGUCUUUCUCCAGUCUCUGAUCCGCAACAAAAUAAUCAAUGUACAGGACUUAUUCAUAGAAGUACAAGCAUUCUGUAUUGAAUUCAGUCGGAUACGAGAAGCAGCAGGCCUUUUCCGAUUACUAAAGACACUGGAUACAGGGGAAAAUCCUUCUGAGGCAAAGACUUCAAAAUAAGGCCUGAUCAGUUCUACAGUGUUUUAAUUUUUAAAACUGUUAGAAUUCUGAAUGGAUGGAUGCCUUAGACUAAUAGUUUAAAAUUUUUUCCCAUUUGAAGCAAAAUUUUGCUUUUGCUUUUUUUUGCUACUGAUUUUCCUUUAAAUGAAUCUUCUGGAUUAAAUAGAGGGUUUCAUCUUUGGCUGCCUUGGUGAUAAUGAUCUAUGGGAAAAGCUACUAUUCUGAACUACACAAGUAGUCUAGCUCUCAAGCACUAGAGAGCAAGCUUCCUCUUUUGUUUAUAAGAAUAGCUAACUACUUGUGAUAAAUCAUGAUUCAAGCUUCCCAAAUUUUAGGCAAUCUUUUAAGGAAUUAUUUAAAUGGGAAAAGACCACAGAAUUUAUGAACUGAAUUAAUAACUUGUUAAGUCACAUUCUCUAAGUGGAGCAGCAUUUGUGAUUUAAUCAUUCUUAGAGUCACAAAUUGAAGGAAAAUUACAACUUUAUUUAAAAGUUUUCAUUAAGCACACUAUGAACUUGUUAAAGAAAAACUUUUAUCUUUUACCCUUUAAGCUGCUUGGACUUUUAACCUGCUCUUGUAACUAUCCAUUCUGACUUUCCAAUGUGGGUAUAUUCAUAAAAAUGUUCCCAUUUUCUAGACUAUUUUACUUAACUAUUUUUUUGUUCAUGUUUUAUCUCUCAAAGGCUACUUCCAUUACUAGGUUUGAAAGAACAAUAUAUCCUAAGAAAAAGAGUUCCUAAGUGUUUAGGGUUAUUCAACUUGCAUUAAUGUCAUAUUUUUAUUAAGAAUUUUGGAGAAAAGCAAGUUUUCCUCUUUGAAAAGAAUGGAAGCAUAAUCUCUUACCUUUUGGGCAACAGUGCCUUACCUCAAAAAAAUCAUUUUUACAUAUAGAAUUUGAUUUGUAUAUCUCUUUUCAGCAGAGUACAUAGUGCUUUUAUUAGAAAAUCCUACCUUGUCUUUAUCAGAAGGAAAUCAAAGCAAACUCAAAGGCAGCUAUGUUGUUCCAUUCCUAUUAACUUAAUUGGGGGGAGGGUUUGUUGAAUAUGAAUAUGGUUUCUUGAAUAAACUGCCUAUUCUUAUGAGAUGGGAGCUUCAUGAGUUCUUAACAAUAUUUUUGCUUGGAGGAAGAAAUAAGAUUUUAAGUAUCUUUUUAACCUGUGUUAAACCUAUGGUUUAACCUGUAGACUAACAACAUCCAGGUAUAAAGACUUGUGGUUUUGUGUUAACUGUGGCUAAUAAUUACUUCCAUCUUUCUAUUUUGGUUUCCCUUUUUUUGUGAGGGAGGGGAAGGGGGGGGCGAAGAGAGAAUUUGAAAUUAAGGAAAUUAAAAUUUGGUGAGGAAGAGAAAAUGUUAGUAGAUUCCUUAAUAUUUUCAAAUAGAGUUCCUAUCCUUUUAACUCAGAAGCCCAGCUCCUUUUCUUCCCUGGAUAGAGAAGAACUCAAAUUAAUAAAAUUAUCACUAAGA
Sarcophilus harrisii (Tasmanian devil) is the source of this 3001-nucleotide messenger RNA. RefSeq names its product CCR4-NOT transcription complex subunit 11 (gene CNOT11). Bases 1 to 1536 code for a protein of 511 amino acids. The record is from RefSeq and is a predicted model, not a curated record. The transcript is spliced from 7 exons. Gene Ontology annotation, biological process: mRNA catabolic process; negative regulation of translation. Gene Ontology annotation, cellular component: CCR4-NOT complex. Lineage: Eukaryota; Metazoa; Chordata; Mammalia; Dasyuromorphia; Dasyuridae.